GGUGUCCGGGCAAGAUGGCGUCUGAAGAGCAGUGCUCGGUACCACCUCGAUGGCGGUCGAUAUCUCUAACCCAUGUUGAGUAUCCAGCCGGUGACCUAACAGGACAAGUGUUGGCCUAUACCAGCCUCCUCCCCAUUGCCAUUCUGGUGGGCUUUGUCACCCUCAUUGUAUUUAAACGUGAGCUGCACACAAUUUCCUUCUUUGGGGGACUCAUACUUAACGAGGGGCUCAACUGGCUGCUGAAGCAUAUCCUGAGGGAGCCGCGCCCCUGUGAAGGAGCUCAUGCCACCGUGACCACAGAGUAUGGGAUGCCUUCUAGCCACUCCCAGUUCAUCUGGUUUUUUGUUGUAUACUUUUUUCUUUUCCUUUAUUUGAGAAUGCAUCAAACAAACAAUGCCAGGUGUGUGGAGCUACUGUGGAGACAUAUACUCUCCAUCAUCUUACUGGGUGUGGCCUUGUCUGUGUCGUACAGCAGGGUGUACCUGAUGUAUCAUUCCUGGAGUCAGGUGAUCUAUGGAGGCGUGGCUGGCAGCAUCAUUGGGGUGGUCUGGUUUUUUAUCACACAGGAGGUGCUGACACCACUGUUCCCUAAGAUCGCAGCAUGGCCAAUUUCAGAGUUCUUUCUGGUGCGUGACACAAGCCUGAUCCCCAACAUCUUAUGGUUUGAAUAUACUGUGACACGAUCAGAAGCAAGAAACAGACAACGAAAGCUUGGAACAAAACUUCAGUGAUCUUUUUGCUUGAUUCCUUGUGUAAACUGGGAAAGGACCACACACACUGGAGAAUAACUUCUGGACAGAAUUCGUCAUGAAAAGGGGGAACCAUUUAAAGGACGGACCAAAAUAAAUGCUGGGACUGACCUACACCCUGAACAAGUCAUUUGGCUUGGUUCUGGUGCUCGUACAGCUUGCUAAAUGCUCCCUGAUGCAUGCACAAUUGUGCAGGAGGCAGACUAUUUAAUGAAAAAAAUUAAUAUAUAUUUUAACCUUAAACGCACGUGAGCAGUAAUAAAGUACUGUAUGUAACUGAAAUUGGGAGCCAAGAAAAAGGAUUCUGUAGAGCGGAAAAACAGUGUGGUUCUCUGGUAUUAUUGCAGCAUGAAAUUAGUACUUUUUUAAAAUGGAGAGUUAAUGGUAACUGGGUUUGGUGGGAAUGGGUCAGGAUGGGUGGGGUAGAUAUCCUUUCUUCAAUGCAUUUAAAAAAGAUCCACCCUUUUCAACAAGAUUGACAAUGUGACAUAACCUAAAUUUGCACUUUGUGAAAUUUAAAAAACAAAAAAAAAAACUUUCAACACUAGUGACAUGUGAAAGCAAAAUGGAGCAUAUCCCCCUGGUACUUACCGUGUGUCUGUGUAUGGUUGUCCGCCUUAUUAGUAAACACAAGUAUUGAAUUAUAUAUGUAUACAGUGCUCUCCACACUUGCUGAGGUCCAGAAUAUGGAGAUGAGAUAUAAGGAAAAAAUGAGAAGCUUACUACAUUAUAACAGGCCUGAAUUGAAAGGGUCUUUAUGAUGAUGGAGCACUCUACAUAAAAAUCUGCUUGUUCAACACCCUGCCCAUAUGUGGCUCAGAACACUGGGGAGUUAGACCUUUUCUGCAGCCAUCAUCAUGCAGAAAGCCUUUUUAGUGGAGUGAAACGACCCGUGUCUGUCUUUCCUAACACCUUUUCCCCUGUCUUUCCAAUUGAUAACAUUUUGCAUUACCAGGUAGAGUCUAAUAAAGUACUACUUAAAAUCCCUGCACCAUCUGGGCAUGUGACCACGCCUUGUUGUCUCAAAGCCAUUCCUUGGUGGUGGAGUGCUGAUGUGGGGCUAGGGUCAGGAGGGUUGGCACAGCUGUGACAAGAGCCCCAAAAAGGGAAAGGAAACUAAAAUAGUUAUGUUGAUCAUUUUAUUUCUUGUAUAAUAGUCCUACAUGUGUAAUUCAUUUC
Molecule: messenger RNA, 1928 nt
Organism: Megalops cyprinoides (Indo-Pacific tarpon)
Lineage: Eukaryota; Metazoa; Chordata; Actinopteri; Elopiformes; Megalopidae
Gene: dolpp1
Product: dolichyldiphosphatase 1
Exons: 8
Coding region: 15-731 (238 amino acids)
Biological process (GO): lipid biosynthetic process; protein N-linked glycosylation
Cellular component (GO): intracellular membrane-bounded organelle; endoplasmic reticulum membrane
Molecular function (GO): dolichyldiphosphatase activity
Source: RefSeq, a predicted model, not a curated record